AUGGUGAGACAUUGUCCUAUGUUUGGGCAACAAAAAGGAAAUAGGCCAACUGCUAGUUCAACCGGUUUCACUCCUGCAACAAAGACCCAGGCAAGCCCCACUACUUCUAGAGACAAUGUUAGGCAAGGGAGAGUCUUUGCUCUUGUUCUGGGUGAUGUCCAAAAUUCAAAUGUUGUGGUUUCAGGUACGCUUUCCAUCAAUGACCAACUUGCUCAUGUGCUACUUGAUUCGGGUUCCACCCAUUCCUUUAUUUCGAAAACAUUUGCUUCUAAUUUGACUAGAUCUACGGAACCCUUGAAUUAUGUGUUGUGUGUGUCUCUCCCAUCCGGGGACUAUAUGUUAUGUGCUUCUAUGUAUCCUGCAUGUGAGCUUUUACUUGGAGAGAAUCCAUUGUGUGCUAAUUUGAUGCCUCUUGAUAUGAAAGGUUGUGUGGGUUAUUUGUGUAGUAUUUUGUAUAUAGAGACAACUGAGGUGGGUGUUGAAAAUAUUCAGAUUGUUAGUGAAUUUCCGAAUGUAUUUCCAGAAGAAUUACCAGGGGACUUGAUAGAUCGUGACAUUGAAUUUGUCAUUGAUAUUGUACCGGGUACUCAACCGAUUUCCAAGGCUCCAUACAAAAUGUCCCCAACAGAAAUGAAAGAAUUGAAAAUACAGUUGCAACAAUUGCUUGACAAAGGGUUCAUCUGA
Camellia sinensis is the source of this 684-nucleotide messenger RNA. RefSeq lists its product as uncharacterized. Gene Ontology annotation, molecular function: aspartic-type endopeptidase activity. The record is from RefSeq and is a predicted model, not a curated record. Gene Ontology annotation, biological process: proteolysis. Lineage: Eukaryota; Viridiplantae; Streptophyta; Magnoliopsida; Ericales; Theaceae.